UAUGCUUUGAAACGAUUGAAGUACUAAGCAGUUAAUAUUUCGUUUAUUUUUACAACUCAUUCUCGUAUUUUUCCAACGCACCAGAAAUAACAUACUUUUCUUCCCAAUGUCGCAUCCAAACACAAAUCCAUCGCCUUCAACAUCCACCUCGGAGAAUAAUAAUUCCCCCCAAGGAAAUAUUACGUCCCCACUUUUAUCCCAUUUCGCUCUAGGCUCAAAACCCCUAGGAACGGGCGGAUUUGGCUGUGUCUUCAGAGCAGAUCAAGUCGAAUUCGAGACCAACAAAUUCAACGUGUACAACCUGUCCUGGAAUGAAGAAUCUUCCGUAAUCGAGCCGGAUCUUGAAAGUACGUUCGCCCUCAAAUUAAUCCCACAAGGUGAACUUUCCGAGGUUAAGUUCAUGUCGAAACUUUGUCAUCCUAAUAUCGUUGCCUGCUACAACGUCUGGGCGGAAGAGGAUUGUGAAGAAAUCGGAAAUCUAUUAAAAUCCUUGCCAAGCGAUCUUUUGCCGGAUGACAGCUAUCCAUCCGUUCAAAUUAGACGUGCCAAACACACCCCGUACCGAAUCCCUACACUUCUCGUCAUGCAAAUGGAAUAUUGCACGGAAGGAACGUUACACGACUGGAUAAUUUUAGAAAAUAAUCACGGAAUGAGGAGAGGCAUUUUUAGCCAACUCGUGCAAGCCCUGGUCUAUCUCCAAAUCAAGAAUUUGGUUCAUGGUGACGUGAAAUUGAGCAAUGUGCUUUUAACGAGGUGUAAAAAGAGUGGUGGAAAACUUGUCGCAAAAUUGGCAGAUUUUGGUCUAACGGGAUCCUACAGAAGAACUAUUUGUACCACCAAAGGAUUUGGGGAAGAAGAAGAAGAUGAAGAAUUAAGUGGGGAAGAAGACGAAGAUGAAGAAUUAAGUGGGGAAGAGAUGGACAAGGAAAUUCAAAACCGGCGGCUUUUCCUCCCUCCAGAAGUGGCAAAGUUAGAGGUGUUUCAGAAAAGUGGACAAAUUGUGGUAGGUGCGAAUCAUAAAAGUGACAUUUAUUCUUUGGGACUUGUCUGGAUUUGUUUGCUGUGCCCAUUUACGACCUUAGGGGAGUUAAAGGAUACCGUUUUCUCCGCGAUGGCUCCAUCUGACGAACGGAAACUUCCAGAAUCGUUACAAUCAGACGCGAAACUGGGCGAAAUUGAGUUAAUAACAAAAAUGUUAGAUUGGGAUGUUAAUAUCAGACCGUCCGGUAAAGAGAUUGCCAGAUUUCUUGAGUCGGAAGAAGAUUACUGUGAAGGAGGUGAAAACGAGGUAGAUCUUAAAAUCAGAAUUGAAAUUGAAAAAAGUUUGGAAGUUUAUGAAACACUAAAAACUUGGGAUGCCGAGAAUCCCAUUAUUGCCCUAAUCUUGAAGCAAAAACACAGAUUUCUUACAGAAAUAGUGGAAAAAGUGGUGAAAUAUAUUUCACCACGAGAUGACCUAUUUGUUAGAGCAAUGAAUGCAUAUAAUCAAUGUGACGAUGACUGUUUCGGUUGGGAUGUUGGGGACGGUUUGUACUGGUUGGAAAAACUGGGGAACAAAUGUGACCUAUUUCUUCCGCCAGAUUUUGACUCUGUCGAGAUAAUGAAGUUACGAAGCAUCGUGGCAGCAGCAAAAUGCGACAUAGGCGAUGAGGAAGAGAAACUGGAAGGAAUAGAGGAAUUAGAAAAAAUUCUCUUGUCUCCAACUAUCCAAAAAUUGGAACCGGUUGAUCCACUCCGAGUUAAGUGUCAAUGCCUCGUUUGGACUUUUAAAUACUGUGAUACUUUCCUACAAAAUGGAAAACAACAAGAAUUACCGGACCACCAUCGAAACGUAUUGGUUUCCAUUCUAGCUCAAGCCGAACUAGUUUUAGCAACUCUCACAAAUGUGAAGGAACACAAAUUUCCCCUACUAGAUCCCAAGGCCAUGGGGAUGUUGAAUGUAGUGGUAAAUAUCCUGGCAAAAUUGGGCCGAGAGGAGGAGGCUGAGUCAAAACUUUUACAAUUUCUCCCACCUUUCAAUCAAGAUGAUGAUAGUGGAUCUCCAUCUUCAGGAUGGGAAUUCAGUACAACAGCCAUCUACUGUAAAUUACUCACCCACUUGAAACGAUACGAAGAUGCGAUUGCGAGGAUGGACGCGAUGUACAGGAAAUUGUUGGCCCAGGACGAUAAAAAUAAAGCAUUCGAGGCUUUGCAGUUUUUGGCUGGAGUUUCGUAUGAUAUGGAAUUUAAGGAGCAGAGGAGGAGAGGGGACGAUGCAUCGCAGGAAGGUUUGGAAAAUCUGGAGCAAUUGCGCGGAGUAAUGGACGAGACGAACAAGUUUGAAUACUACAUGGUACAAGCCAGUCGGUUGUAUAAUGAGGUGACAGAUUCAGAAAAAUUACUCUUAGACGGCGAUCAGUUGAAUUUGGAUGAGUCCCGGGUGCUUAGGUUCAAAACGGUUUAUGAUUUUGUUGAGCUAAAAUAGAAAAAUACUGAAUGUGUGUAUGCCACUUUCCAGUUGUGACAAGAUUAUUGUAUUUUGUCCUUACCAGUAAAUCUAGCUUCUUACAUGUAUUUAAUCAGAUAUAUGGAGCUGGUAAUUUCUUAUUAAUUAGGUUGUUAUAAUAGACGUUAAAGAAAACUUUAUGCCUUUAAACUUUUAGAAAAGUGUAUAGCAAAGCCGACAUCAGCUGAAUAGUGCAAAUGUUUUUGUCACAUCUUUGCCAAAUUCUAGCAGUAAAAUAUAUAGCUACAAAAAAUCCAGAGAUCGCGCCUAUAAUUGUUAAACUUUAUUUUGACUAUAUUGAUAAACUUCUGCAAUUUCAUGAAUAGUUAUAUGAACUAGUCUAAAUGCAAGGCAAGCUAAAAAACACAACUACAUUUUUCUGUCGUCAUUUCCUGUAUUAGAUCCAAUUAUUCCGAUGGUAGUGAUCAUCACGAGACAAUAUUAGCAAAGGAGUUGAAUAGUUUUUUAGCCUCCGCUAAACCAUUUGGUAUUUAAAUACCUGGGUAUGUAAAUGUUAUCCAUUUAAUCAUAUAACUGAAUAAACUAUUUAUUUAUGUAACCAAGCAACAUUUUAUUGGCACAUAAAGCCGUAGCUAUAAUGUAUAUAUAAUUUUAAAAAAACAGCGAAUGUGGAAACCUCAAUAAAAGAAUCAAAUUAUUCCC
Molecule: messenger RNA, 3148 nt
Organism: Folsomia candida
Lineage: Eukaryota; Metazoa; Arthropoda; Collembola; Entomobryomorpha; Isotomidae
Exons: 3
Coding region: 107-2464 (785 amino acids)
Biological process (GO): protein phosphorylation
Molecular function (GO): ATP binding; protein kinase activity
Source: RefSeq, a predicted model, not a curated record